Molecule: messenger RNA, 6762 nt
Organism: Salvelinus namaycush (lake trout)
Lineage: Eukaryota; Metazoa; Chordata; Actinopteri; Salmoniformes; Salmonidae
Gene: cacna1g
Product: calcium channel, voltage-dependent, T type, alpha 1G subunit
Exons: 35
Coding region: 16-6762 (2248 amino acids)
Biological process (GO): positive regulation of calcium ion-dependent exocytosis; neuronal action potential; calcium ion transmembrane transport
Cellular component (GO): neuron projection; voltage-gated sodium channel complex; voltage-gated calcium channel complex
Molecular function (GO): low voltage-gated calcium channel activity; voltage-gated sodium channel activity
Source: RefSeq, a predicted model, not a curated record
AGCUGGUGUCUGAAGAUGGUCUGCAACCCGUGGUUUGAGCGAGCCUCCAUGCUGGUGAUCCUGUUGAACUGCGUCACUCUGGGGAUGUUCCAACCCUGUGAGGACCACGACUGCGAGUCGGAACGAUGCAAGAUCCUGGAGGACUUUGAUGACUUUAUCUUUGCGUUCUUUGCGGUGGAGAUGGUCAUCAAGAUGGUGGCGCUGGGCAUCUUCGGCAAGAAGUGUUAUCUAGGAGACACCUGGAACAGGCUCGACUUCUUUAUCGUACUGGCCGGAAUGCUGGAGUACUCUCUGAACCUGCAAAACGUGAGUUUCUCAGCGGUGAGAACGGUUCGAGUUCUGAGACCCCUCCGAGCCAUCAACAGAGUACCUAGCAUGCGUAUCCUGGUGACUCUGCUCCUAGACACUCUCCCCAUGCUGGGUAACGUCCUGGCACUCUGUUUCUUCGUCUUCUUCAUCUUCGGCAUCGUCGGCGUGCAGCUGUGGGCGGGGCUACUGAGAAACAGGUGCUUCCUGCCUGAGAACUUCUCACUUCCUCAGUCCGUCGAGCUAGGCAACUAUUACCACACAGAGAACGAUGACGAGAACCCCUUCAUCUGCUCCAUGCCCAGGGAGAAUGGCAUGCGUCUGUGUUCCUCUGUGCCCAUCCUGUAUGAGGAGGGAGGUCUCCAGUGUCAGAUGGACAUGAACUCCUACAACAGCACAGACAACACCACCUGCAUCAACUGGAACCAGUACUACAGUAACUGCUCGGCGGGAAAUGUCAACCCCUUCAAAGGGGCCAUCAACUUUGAUAACAUCUGCUACGCCUGGAUCGCCAUCUUUCAGGUGAUCACGCUGGAGGGCUGGGUGGACAUCAUGUACUUUGUGAUGGACUCUCACUCCUUCUACAACUUCAUCUACUUCAUCCUCCUCAUCAUCAUUGGCUCUUUCUUCAUGAUCAACCUGUGUCUGGUCGUCAUCGCCACCCAGUUCAGUGAGACCAAGCAGAGGGAGAGCCAGCUGAUGAAGGAACAGCGCAUCCGUUUCCUGUCCAACGCUAGUACCCUGGCCUCCUUCUCCGAGCCGGGCUCCUGCUACGACGAGCUGCUCAAACUCCUGGUCCAUGUCAUCCGCAAGGGGUGCAGGCAGGUGGCCCAUGUCUGUCGGGCCUUGAUGCGCCGUGCUGGGAUGAACAUCGCAGCCUCUCCCCCUGCCCUGGAGCGAGAGAGGGGGAGCCAGAGAAGGAGGAGGAAGGCUUCCAGACAGGGUUCUGUGGUCUCCAGAAAAGGGUCUAUGUCCGUUCAUCACUUGGUUCACCAACAUCACCAUCAUCAUCAUCACUAUCACCUAGUGAAUGGGAGUGUGAGGGUGGGACUAGGGGGCAGGGGGGUGGAGGGGGUCGGGGGAGGAGGGGCGGACGUGGAGACGGGUUCACAUAGCAACAACGGUGGCGCUGGACGGCUCAUGUUGGGUCCUCCUCCAUCGACCUCUGACCUGAACUUGGCGACCCCGGCGUCACCAGCCAAUCCCGCGCUGGGCAUCAUGUGCCACACAGACUGCCACCUGGAGCCCACCACCCCCACUACCCUCACCCCUACCCCUAGCCCCUUCUCCCUGGCACCCAUCCCCAUGUCCAGGGCUAUGAAGAGGAACUCAGUGCCCUUUGCUGCCCCCGGACCUAAGAACUACCCCACCCUACAGCCAAGGGCACUAAUGGAGUCUAGAAGUGGCAGUGUUACAGCUAGUACCAUCAGUAAUAUAAACCUCAACCUCAAUAUACCACCACUAACCUUGGAGAGGGGACCACAGAGUCUGGUGGACACACACACACCCACGCCAGCCCAGCUAUCCAGCCGUGACCUGAGUGUCGUCGGAACCCUGGAACCCUCGUUCCCCUUUGACCCUGAGUCAUGCCCAUACUGUGCCAAGGCCCUAGCAGGGGAGUCAGAGGGCACGGACGGAAACGACAACCCCGGGGACUCAGACAGCGAGGGCAUCUACGAGUUCACCCAGGACCUCCACCACAGGGACCGCAGGGACCGUCAGCCCAGGAAGGGGCAGCGAAAGCUGGGUACCACUGCAGGGCGAGUGGUCCGGGCCUGGAGGCUGGUGUGUGACACCUUUAGGAAGAUAGUCGACAGCAAGUACUUUGGAAGAGGGAUCAUGAUCGCCAUUCUGAUUAAUACACUGAGUAUGGGGAUCGAAUACCACGAACAGCCUGAUGAGCUGACCAAUGCGUUGGAGAUCAGUAACAUAGUGUUCACCAGUCUGUUUGCCUUGGAGAUGUUACUCAAGGUGUUGGUCUAUGGGCCAUUCGGAUACAUCAAAAACCCCUACAACAUUUUUGACGGAAUCAUAGUGGUCAUCAGUGUAUGGGAGAUCGUGGGUCAGCAGGGCGGUGGUCUGUCUGUGUUGCGUACCUUCAGGCUGAUGCGGGUGUUGAAGCUCGUGCGCUUCAUGCCCGCUCUGCAGAGACAGCUGGUGGUGCUGAUGAAGACCAUGGACAACGUGGCCACCUUCUGCAUGCUACUCAUGCUCUUCAUUUUCAUCUUCAGUAUCCUGGGCAUGCAUCUGUUUGGCUGUAAGUUUGGAUCAGAGAGAGAUGGAGACACUCUACCAGACAGGAAGAACUUUGACUCUCUGCUCUGGGCCAUCGUCACUGUGUUUCAGAUCCUAACUCAAGAGGACUGGAACAAGGUGCUGUAUAAUGGUAUGGCUUCCACCACUCCUGUGGCUGCUCUCUACUUCAUCGCCCUCAUGACCUUUGGGAACUACGUCCUCUUCAACCUGCUGGUGGCCAUCUUGGUCGAAGGCUUUCAGACUGAGGGCGAAGAAUCCAAAUCAGUGUCGGAGGCAGAUUUAUCCUCGAGGAGUAUGGAGGACGUGAACGGCAGUAGAAAGGAUGUGUCUGGCUCCCCGGUCCCAAUAAACGGUCAUGUUGACCUGAAGAACUGUCUGACCCCUCCUCUGAUUACCCAUACUGCUGCCACCCCCAUGCCCGUUCCCAAGCUGCCCGCCGUGGGUGACCCUGCCCUGGGUUACGAAUCCCGACGCGGCAGCAAUGUCUCCAUGGACCUAGCCUCCUACGACAAGUCUCCGACCAGUGCCCGUAGCACCUCACCUUACGCCCCGUGGUGCUCUGCCAGUGGCUGGACCAGCCGUCGAUCGAGCUGGAACAGCGUAGGCCGUGCCCCCUCGCUCAAACGGACAAAGCUUCAGUCUGGCGAACGACGGUCGCUCCUCUCCGGCGAGGGAGGGUCCAGUUCGGAGGAUGAGGAGGGGGGAGGAGGGGGGACAUCGGAGGGGGACGAUGCAUCCCUGUGUCGUACUAACUCCAUGUCCCAGUCCCAGCCCAGACACAGGAGGAUGGAGUCGGUGGAGACCAGGGGGUCCAUAGACCUGGCCCCCGACACACUGCUACAGGUGCCCUACCUGUAUCGCUCAGCCAGUAUGCACAGCUCCAGACCCCCCUCGCUAGGAGGCCUGAGAGCCCCAGAACACAGUGACUGUAAUGGGAAGGGUACUUCGGCCCCUGGCGGGGCCCUGGCCCCUACACAGCUCUCCCUGGAGGACAACACGGAGGGCGACGCAGCAGAGGAGGAGGUGGUCGUGGGUCAUUUUGCCAGGCUGUUAUGCUGGCUGGACAGGAAACAGCCAGAGUGGUGUCGACAGAGAGAUACCUGGUCCCUGUACAUAUUACCCCCAGACUCCAGGUUUCGGAUGGCGUGCAAUAAGAUAAUAACCCACAAGAUGUUUGACCACAUUGUUCUGGUCAUCAUCUUCCUCAACUGCAUCACCAUCGCCAUGGAGAGGCCGAGGAUAGACCCAUACAGCGUGGAGCGUAUCUUCCUCACAUUAUCCAACUACAUCUUCACAGCGAUCUUCGUGGCUGAGAUGACAGUCAAGGUGGCUGCACUGGGCUGGUUACUUGGUGAUAAGACCUACCUGAGGAGCAGCUGGAACAUUCUAGAUGGGAUUUUAGUGAUGAUCUCAGCCAUAGAUAUCCUGGUCUCGUUGGUAUCGAACAGCAGCCCCAAGAUACUGGGCAUGCUCAGAGUGCUGCGCUUGCUACGGACGCUCAGGCCACUACGUGUGAUCAGCAGGGCGCCAGGUCUGAAGCUGGUAGUGGAGACUCUGAUGUCGUCUCUGAAGCCUAUAGGGAACAUCGUGGUCAUCUGCUGCGCUUUCUUCAUCAUCUUUGGUAUCCUGGGAGUACAGCUCUUCAAGGGGAAGUUCUUUGCAUGUCAGGGAGAUGACGUGAGAAACAUCACCAACAAGUCAGACUGUAUAAUUGCCAACUACAAAUGGGUUAGACAGCAGUACAACUUUGAUAACCUGGCACAGGCUCUGAUGUCUCUCUUCGUGCUGGCUUCUAAAGAUGGUUGGGUGGAUAUCAUGUAUGAUGGAUUAGAUGCAGUGGGAGUCAACCAACAGCCACAGCUGAACUACAACCCAUGGAUGCUCCUCUACUUCAUCUCCUUCCUGCUCAUCGUCAGCUUCUUUGUGCUCAACAUGUUCGUGGGCGUGGUGGUGGAGAACUUCCACAAGUGUCGGCGCAGCCAGGAGGCUGAGGAGGCUAAGCGCAGGGAGGAGAAGAGACUGAAACGGAUGGAGAAAAAGAGACGGAGUAAGGAGAAGGAGCUGGCUGAAGCUCAGAGUAAGCCUUACUACUCGGAUUACUCCCCCACUCGUCUCCUCAUCCACAAGAUGUGCACCUCCCAGUAUCUGGACCUCUUCAUUACCAUUGUCAUCGCACUCAAUGUCAUCACCAUGGCGAUGGAACACUACCAGCAGCCAAAGGAGUUGGACGAGGCGCUGAAGAUCUGUAACUACAUCUUCACCGUCGUCUUCGUCCUGGAGUCUGUCUUCAAGCUGGUGGCCUUUGGCUUCCGACGUUUCUUCAAGGACAGGUGGAACCAGCUGGACCUGGCCAUAGUGUUGUUGUCCAUCAUGGGCAUCACUCUGGAGGAGAUUGAGGUCAACGCAUCCCUGCCCAUCAACCCUACUAUCAUCAGAAUCAUGAGAGUGCUAAGGAUAGCACGAGUGCUGAAGCUACUGAAGAUGGCAGUGGGGAUGAGAGCGUUGCUGGACACUGUCAUGCAGGCUCUGCCUCAGGUGGGGAAUCUGGGUCUUCUCUUCAUGCUGCUCUUCUUUAUCUUCGCAGCACUGGGAGUGGAACUGUUUGGUGAUCUCAUUUGUGAUGAGCUGCACCCGUGUGAGGGCUUGGGACGCUACGCUACGUUUAAGAACUUUGGCAUGGCCUUCCUGCUGCUGUUCAGAGUUUCCACAGGAGACAACUGGAAUGGCAUUAUGAAGGACACCCUGCGAGACUGUCAACAGGAGAAUGCAGGCACCUGUUACAACACGGUGGUCUCUCCUAUCUACUUUGUCUCCUUUGUGCUGACUGCCCAGUUUGUCCUGGUCAACGUGGUCAUAGCCGUCCUCAUGAAGCACCUGGAGGAGAGCAACAAAGAGGCCAAGGAGGAGGCAGAGCUGGAGGCUGAACUAGAGCUGGAGCUCCAGCAUGGAGGAAGGGGAGGGGGAGGCAGUGGGAGAUCACCCCAGCUAAGCCCUCUGGCCCUGGGCAUGGAGGAGGGAUCUGGGGGCUCCCCCUGGAGGUCUCCAGAGAGGGAGAUCCAGAAGAGGGGCAAUGUGAUGGAUUCUCCCCCAGCAGAUAUCACUAGAAGAGACUCCAUACACAUCAGCACUGAUCCUCCGCUAGGCCAGGAGCCACCACUAGAGGUGGAGUUACUUGAUCCUGUGGAGCCGUUGGAGGACAACCUGUUGAGUGUACGGAAGUCAGCGGUGGGCCGCACCCACUCCCUACCAAAUGACAGCUACAUGUUCCUGCCUCUGGAGCCCUUCGGACCCCCAGGAGCCAGCCUGGCUCCUGGCUUAGCUCCAGUACUGACACAGGCUAUAGGGCCACAGCACAUAGAGGCACUUAACAGGGCUCUGUCAGGCUCCAGGACCUCGGUGCGGUCCCAACCAGAGGAGAGCUCCCAGCAGUUGGCUGUUCCUACAGACUUCUUCAGACCCAUCAGUCCUCACAGCCUCUCAGACUCAGAGAAUAUACCCCGACUACCCCCGCCACGGCACACACACACACUCAGCCGCACGCUCCGCAGACAGGUGGCAGUAUCUAAUGAUUCCCAGGAGGCUCUGUGGUCUGACGGAGGGGAGGGUGAGGAGGGGGUCCUAAAUGGCAGUUACCAAGGUUAUGAGGUUGGUCGUGGUGAGGGGAGCCGGCCGUGCCUGAGGCAGCUGAAGAGGUUCCACAGCGCUGACGCCCAGGGGCGGAGCAUUCUAGCGUCCCGGCCACGCCCCCUGUCCUGGUUGGACGAUCCUCGGCGCCACUCAGUGGAGGUGUGUUCGUCUGUAGAGUCCAGCCCCCAGCGCAGCACUACGUCCACGUCCUCGGGGUUCGUCUCCCGAGCAGACAGCCUCCAGAUCCAUUCCCAGACCACAACAAAGACCCUGCCCUCUCCCCGACGCAAGAAGAAAAUGAGCCCCCCGUGUAUCUCCGUAGACCCCCCUGAUGGACUGGAGUCCCAAUCCGGCCUCCACCCUACCCUGGGAGGUCUGGGGGCCCUAGGGAUAUCCCCUCCCUUACCCAGCCGGGAUACCUCCUGUCUGAGGAGACGGGCUCCCUCCAGUGACUCCAAGGACUCCUUUGACCUCGGGGCAGGGGAGGGGCUGGGCCAGGAGGGAGGGGGGCCCAACCCCAAGCUGUUGACUCUGCCCAGCUUCUCCUUCGAGAAGACAAGCUCUGAGCACUGA